AGCCAGCCAGCCAUCGAGCGCCAUUUAAGUAGGGAGAGAAUCCCCAUCAUGUCGUCAUCCACGGCGGAAGUUGCAUCUUCCAAUGGCAUCAGCGGCGAGGAAUAUUGCGUCUCGGGGAGGUGGGGGGACCGACUUUAUGUAGCGCCGUGCGGACGGACACUGGAAGAGACGGAAACAGAUCUUGUGAGAAAAGCAAAGCAGGAACCUGAACAGCCAGACUGAAUAGUAAGAAGAACCUGUUCUGGCCCACACACUCUUCAACUCUGCCCAAUCAGUUUGUCCGGACGCCACCACCGCCCCUCACACAUCAUCGAAACGAAACAUCCGAGCACCCGACCACAUCCUCAGCAUCCGCACGCAUGGCUCCCGCGCAAAUCGACCACGUGGUGAUCCUGCUGCCGUAUAAAGACCUGCAAGCGCCGCCCUCAUGGAUAACCGACAACUUCACCAUCACGCCUGGCGGGCGGCACACGGACGGGCGCACGGAAAACAAGCUGAUCGUGUUCCAAGACGGCACGUACCUCGAGCUGAUCGCGUUCAUCAACGACUCGCCCUCGCACCGGCGCGGGCACCCAUGGGGCUCCAAGCACUACGGCUUCGUCGACUUCGCACUCACGUCCCCGCGGGACUUCGACUACACCGGCUUGCGCGGCCGCAUCAAUAAGCGCAGUGGCCGCCUGGGCAUCGACUAUGCGUUCCCGCAGGACGGCGGGCGGCACCGCGACGAGGACGGGAAGGAGGUGCGGUGGAAGGUGACUGUGCCGGUGAACCAGAGCACCGUCAAGCCGCCGCCGUGGUCGCCGCCGCCGAACCGCCGCGGAGAAAUCCCGUUUUGGUGUCAUGAUGUGACAGAGCGGAAGCUGAGGGUCGAUAUGGAGGGGACCACGCAUCCGAGCGGCGUGCUGGGCAUUGCGCAGUUGACCGUGUUGGCCCCGAAGGCGAAGAUGGAGAGGUACAUCGAGUUGUACUCGUCCAUUAUGGAUACCCAGCCCGUCAGGGCGUUUGGGACCACGAGGUUGCCCCUUGAUGCGCCGGUGGCCGUGCCUGGGCUGGUUAAGCCGUGGGUAUUUGUGGAGGAGCCGACGCUCGAGGCCGAGAUAAAGAUGAUCGCCGAGAGGGGUGCAGGGAUAGUUGAGGUUGCCUUGAGGGUGGGCACGGAUGGGAGGGUGGGGUUGGCGAGAGCGCCGAUCAAUGUGGGGGGGAUUUGGAUCCAUUUCUUGAUGUAG
This is a messenger RNA of Tricharina praecox, 1226 nucleotides long. RefSeq names its product glyoxalase-like domain-containing protein. Lineage: Eukaryota; Fungi; Ascomycota; Pezizomycetes; Pezizales; Pyronemataceae. Bases 360 to 1226 code for a protein of 288 amino acids. The record is from RefSeq and is a predicted model, not a curated record. The transcript has a single exon.